UAGGAAUAAAUUAUUGAGACCUUAGCAUAUUUGAGCAAUCGAUAAACAGCAGCCCAGGCCAGAGCCAAGCCAGAGCCAGAGCUAGAUCAGUGGGAAAAGCAGAAAAGCAGAGACUUGGAGCCAAACAAAGGUUUUUGAAACAAGUUUUUGUUUGGUAGCCACUAACCUCCAACAUCGUCGGAUCGAUCGCAGCGAUCGAAAUGCAAAUGAGCCGUGGGCCGAGCUGAAAGAACUGUCUGCUUGGACCCAUCCAGCACGGCCCAUCCAUCCAUCCACCCAUUCACCCGAUCUCCAGUGUGAAAAUGUGCGGCAAUCCGAACACGCGUCUGCUCUCGCGGCUCAUCAUCGACUUCCUCAUCCUGCUGGGGGUCUACGGCGCGGCCCUGGUGGUCCUGCCCCAGCAGCUGGCCACCGUCCAGCGGGGCUUUCACUGCAGCGACCCCAGCCUCCGCUACCCCUACCGCCAGCCCUGGCUGACCAAAGUCCAUCUCACGAUCGCCGUCGUCGCCCUGCCCGCCGCCUUCGUGCUCGUCGUGGAGAUGCUGCGGGCCGCCUUCGUGCCCAGUGGGGCGGAGCUGAAGCAGCGGUUCGUGUUCGUGGGCGCCCGGAUACCGAGCUUCAUCAGCGAGUGCUACAAGAUCAUCGGCGUGUAUCUGUUCGGCCUGGGGCUGACCCUGCUGGUCAUCCGGCUGACCAAGUACUCGACCGGACGCCUCCGUCCGUACUUCUUCGACGUGUGCCAGCCCACCUGGGGCGAGGAGGGCGCUGAGAACUGCGCCGAUCCGUCUCUGCCCGGGAACCGCACGUCCCACUACAUCGAGGACUUCAGCUGCACGGAGUUCGCCGCCUCGCAGGACCUGCUCGACCUGGUGCGCCACUCCUUUCCGAGCGGGUUCGUGACCUCCACCUGGUAUGCCAUGGCAUUCCUGGUCUUCUAUGCCCAGGCCAGGCUCUUCGCUCCCUGGCUGAGACUCCUGCGCUCUACUCUGCAGCUGGCCUGUGCGUCGGCGGCCCUCGUCGUGUGCUGGGAGCGCAUCUCCACCUAUCAGAACCAUCUGUCGGAUGUGGCGGCCGGUGCCGCCUUCGGUGCUCUGUUGGCCUUCUUUGUGACUGUCUUUGUGGCCCAUCUGUUCGAGGAGGUGCGCGUGAAGCGGCGCCAGUGGCCCCGGAACGAGCAGAUCUACGGCUAUGCGGGCUACUUUAAUCGGGCCACUUAUGGAUAUUGAUAUUGAUACAUCGAUCGGGAAUAAAACGAUAAUUUUGAUUUGGAUUUUUU
Molecule: messenger RNA, 1276 nt
Organism: Drosophila pseudoobscura
Lineage: Eukaryota; Metazoa; Arthropoda; Insecta; Diptera; Drosophilidae
Product: putative phosphatidate phosphatase
Exons: 1
Coding region: 303-1226 (307 amino acids)
Biological process (GO): signal transduction; phospholipid dephosphorylation; phospholipid metabolic process
Cellular component (GO): plasma membrane
Molecular function (GO): phosphatidate phosphatase activity
Source: RefSeq, a predicted model, not a curated record